Molecule: messenger RNA, 2225 nt
Organism: Clupea harengus (Atlantic herring)
Lineage: Eukaryota; Metazoa; Chordata; Actinopteri; Clupeiformes; Clupeidae
Product: T-complex protein 1 subunit gamma-like
Exons: 14
Coding region: 69-1688 (539 amino acids)
Biological process (GO): protein folding
Molecular function (GO): ATP binding; ATP hydrolysis activity; ATP-dependent protein folding chaperone
Source: RefSeq, a predicted model, not a curated record
UACACUGACUCCGCCUUCUGCUCUGCCGGUACAGAACCCUUGUGUGUGACCACGCGCUGAAUAAUACAAUGUUGGGCGGACCGGUACUCGUAUUGAACCAGAACAUCAAGAGGGAGUCUGGGCGGAAGGUGCAGACUGGGAACAUCACUGCCGCCAAGACCAUCGCAGACAUCAUCAGAACAUGCCUCGGCCCGAGAGCCAUGAUGAAGAUGCUGCUGGACCCCAUGGGUGGAAUCGUGAUGACCAAUGAUGGCAACGCCAUCCUGAGAGAGAUCCAGGUCCAGCACCCUGCAGCCAAGUCCAUGAUUGAGAUCAGUCGCACGCAGGACGAGGAGGUGGGAGACGGAACCACAUCAGUCAUCAUUCUGGCUGGUGAAAUGCUGGCUGUGGCGGAGCAGUUUGUGCAGCAGAUGCACCCUACAGUCAUCAUCAGCGCCUACAGACAGGCACUGGAGGACAUGCUCAACACACUCAAGGACAUCAGUGUUCCUGUGGACGUGAGUGAUAGAGCGAUGAUGCUGAAGAUCAUCCACUCUGCCAUCAACACUAAGGCCUUGAGCCACUGGUCGGGUCUGGCCUGUAGCAUCGCCCUGGACGCCGUGCGCACCGUGGAGACCCACAGCAACGGGCGCAAGGAGAUCGACAUCAAGAAGUACGCCAAGGUGGAGAAGGUUCCUGGAGGCAUAAUCGAGGACUCGUGUGUGUUGAGUGGUGUGAUGGUGAACAAGGACGUGACGCACCCCAGCAUGCGCAGAAUGAUCCGGAACCCACGCAUCGUCCUGCUGGACUGUUCUCUGGAGUACAAGAAGGGAGAGAGUCAGACGGACAUUGAGAUUACGCGUGAGGAAGACUUCACCCGUAUCCUGCAGAUGGAGGAAGAGUACAUCUUGCAGAUCUGUGAUGACAUCAUCAGGGUGAAGCCUGACCUGGUGUUCACUGAGAAGGGGGUGUCAGACUUGGCUCAGCAUUACCUCAUGAAGGCCAACAUCACCGCCAUCCGCCGCAUCAGGAAGACUGAUAACCACCGCAUCGCCAGGGCGUGUGGCGCUCGUAUCGCGAGCCGGACGGACGAGCUGCGGGACGACUAUGUGGGCACCGGCGCCGGGCUGUUUGAGGUGAAGAAGAUCGGAGACGAGUUCUUCACCUUCGUCACCGAGUGCAAAGACCCCAAGGCCUGCACCAUCCUACUGAGGGGGGCCAGCAAGGAGAUCCUGGCGGAGGUGGAGCGUAACCUGCAGGACGCCAUGCAGGUGUGCCGUAACGUGCUGCUGGAGCCCAGCCUGCUGCCGGGCGGUGGCGCGGUGGAGAUGGCCGUGUCCAAGCGCCUCACGGAGCGCUCGCGGUCCCUCACCGGGGUGGAGCAGUGGCCCUACCGAGCCGCCGCGCACGCCCUCGAGGUGCUGCCACGCACCCUCAUACAGAACUGUGGAGCCAGCACCAUCCGCACGCUCACCUCCCUCAGGGCAAAGCACAGCCAGGAGAAGAGCUCUGUGUGGGGCGUUAACGGGGAGACGGGCACCCUGGCAGACAUGGAGACACUGGGCAUCUGGGAACCAUUGGCCGUCAAGGCCCAGACCUACAAGACUGCUGUGGAGACGGCCAUCCUGCUCCUGCGCAUCGAUGACAUCGUGUCGGGACACAAGAGGAAGGGCGAGGAGCAGACAGGGGGGGGUCAGGGGGCGGAGUAGAGACAGGAAGCCACGUCACGCCACGUCCCAUCACGCAGGACACGUCACGCAGGAGAGGGACGACCAGGAGGCAGGAGACACAAAUGGGCGCCUGAAUGUUGUGUGACAUGAACACCAUCAUAAGCACAGAGUGAUCACGAGCACGUCACUGAUUAAAUAUCUCUUCUGCACCAAUCAGUCAAGAGAUUGGUCUGUGGAGAGGAAGAGAAGCAUCUCUAUAUCUCUCUCUCAAAUUAAGAUAACUAACUCCAGAUGUUUUCAGGUCAUGCAAUGGACAAAGUGCAUUUUACAGGUUAUUCAAACUCAGCCAAACACAUUUCACCUCCAGCUCAGUCAUCAGUUUGUCUCCGUUCUCCUAAAGAAUCUAUUUAUUUAUUUCUCGUCAGAAUUCAAGUCUCUUCAAGUAUUGCCUUCCUUCCCGGGGCUUUCAGUCAACAGCAUCCUUUUGCAGACAUGUGUGUCUCUCUGAAUGUGUGUGUGUGCGUGUGUGUGUGUCUGUGUGUGUCUCUCUGAAUGUGUGUGAGCUGUGUGUGUCUG